AUGCAGGGGAUCACGGUGACCUGUCUGGUGGCCUGCGUGGAUGAUGUGGAGGGUGACUCACUGGCUUCAGCUGUGCGCCAAGACAUGGACUUGUCAUGCAAGAUCCCUGCCGGUGUAGGAGGCAGCCACCCCCAACUGGUGGUGGGCACCUUGGAUAUCAAUCAAGGGGUGAAUCUGCCGGGGGGGCACCUGAUUGGCCUAGAGCCCGAAGGAGCUGUGGCCAGGAUUCAGAGGGGCUACCUGUCAAACAUCUGCACCCAGAAGGCUGUUCGACGCACUGGCGUUGCCAUGAGGCUCAUCAGAGCAGCAAUUGAUGAGGCAGCCAGCGCCGGCAUAAGGUGGCUUUACGUGCAUGCUGCCGAGCAGAACACAGCUGCUGUCCAGCUGUAUACGCAGCAGUGUGGCUUUGAGAUAGAGCAGGAAGAAGGGGCAGGCAUCGCCAUUCGACUGAACCGGCCUAGGCGAUACCUGUUCAGGCAACGCCUGGGAUGA
Molecule: messenger RNA, 492 nt
Organism: Coccomyxa subellipsoidea C-169
Lineage: Eukaryota; Viridiplantae; Chlorophyta; Trebouxiophyceae; Coccomyxaceae
Exons: 3
Coding region: 1-492 (163 amino acids)
Molecular function (GO): acyltransferase activity, transferring groups other than amino-acyl groups
Source: RefSeq, a predicted model, not a curated record